Ruditapes philippinarum (Manila clam) is the source of this 1903-nucleotide messenger RNA. Its product is annotated as proton-coupled folate transporter-like. The coding region runs from base 286 to 1800 and encodes 504 amino acids. Lineage: Eukaryota; Metazoa; Mollusca; Bivalvia; Venerida; Veneridae. Gene Ontology annotation, biological process: transmembrane transport. Gene Ontology annotation, molecular function: transmembrane transporter activity. The transcript has 2 exons. The record is from RefSeq and is a predicted model, not a curated record. Gene Ontology annotation, cellular component: membrane.
UAUUGGAAAAAUCGGACGCAUUCUUUUAGAAUAUAUUCUGAAUAAAACGCCGACUGUUAUACGAUGCAUCUGAAUAGAAGUCUUCGAUUAUUGGAUCAUUUUCUUUCUCACCGGUAUAAAAGAGCAGCAGUAAAUGAAAUCAGACCAUCGAUAUUGUUGAGCUAGUUGACGAAAUUUCACCACAACAGAUGGCGAUUUUUGAGAGCUUUGGAACCUUACACUUGCUAAUUUGUUACUCUAAGCAGGACAUUCUCAUAUUGGCAAGAACUUGGUGAAACAUUCAAGAUGGAGUUUAGGUAUAAAGGCUGGUUGUGCUCCAUACCUAUUAUGUUGGCAGAGCUAAUAUUCUUCGUAUACAAGACCGGAGAGUCUAUGCUAGACGCCACCAUCAGACCGUACAUUAUCCGUGUCGUCUGUCAUUCAAGAUUCCCGACGAACGACUCAUUGUGUCGGAAUUUAGAUGCAUUUCCGGUCCUUGAGGAUGAGAUCCAAUCAGAAGCGGGCAAUUAUCUCAUUUAUUAUCGGAUGUUGGUCAACUUUCCCGCCAUAUUUUUGGGACUCUUUUGUGGCGCGUGGAGUGACAAAUAUGGACGAAAGAUUCCGAUGAUGUUGCCAAGUCUAGGCAGCGUAUUUUCAGUUUUGAUGUACAUGAUGAGUUUAGCGUCGCCUGAUCAUGCUAUAGUAUUUGUACUUUUGGGGGCCCUCGUGCAAGGUUCGUUUGGAAAAAGUUCGGUGAUUACAAUGGCGGUUAACAGUUAUGCAUCUGACAUCACUGAUAAAGACGACAGAACACGGAAGCUCGGUAAACUUUUAGCCAUGAACUUUUUUGGAUUAUUUGCAGGUGCCCUUUUGGCGGGAAUCUUUCAAGACACCUCUGAUAUUCCCGCUACAUUCUGCACCGUCGUAUUUUUACAUGCAGUGGUGGUUUUGAUAACAAUUAUAUGCAUGCCAGAAACUGUACCACUACAAGUUGAAAGGUCUGAUGCUGAAAUAUCCAAAGGUCGAGGUCGAAAAACCUUCAUCUGCGACAAUAUUAGAGAAUCAUUAAGUGUGCUUGGCAGGAAACGGACAAAUCAUGGCCGAAAGCUUAUUUUGAUACUUUUUAUGAUAUCUCUGUUGAAUCAAACUUGUAAGGUCGGAGAAACGGACAUUACCUUGCUGUUCGUAACCCACAGUCCACUGAGCUGGCCGAAGUCAUGGUAUGGGUACUUGUUGUCGGUAGAUUACGCUGUGAUGGGCGUGUGUCUAAUAGUUGUCUUACCAAUUCUUUCUAAUAUAUUGAAUAUGCCAGACGGUGCAAUAGUAAUAGUUGGUUUGCUGUGUAAAAUAAUCCGUCUUUUCUGGGCGGGUUUUAUCCAAGAAUCUUGGAUGGUUUAUGUGUCGGUCAUAAUAGGAUCGUUUGCGGGAAUGAUAACUUCGGCAAUUCGAUCCCUGAUGAGCAAAUCUGUCGAGGAAAACGAAAUGGGGAAAAUGUUUUCGCUCCUUGCUAGCGCCGAGACCGCAUCCAAGCUUCUUGGUACAGUGAUAUUUGUGAGUCUAUACGGUGCGACGGCAUUUUUCUUCCCCGGAUUCGCGUACAUAAUAGAGGCAAUUUUAUACAUGAUUAUGCUAAUGAUAAUGGUUUUAUAUUAUAAGGACUUAAAGAAGAUUGGGACCUACGAUUUGAUUUCUGCUUUUACUGAUUCUAAUAUCUAUCGAAGUGAAAAGCAAGGAUUAUUACCUUGUAAGCAGCUGGAAGUUGUAGAUGAAUUAGAAGAGGAUCCUUCUGUACCAACACCGCUUCCGGCGUAUACACCGUAAACAACUGUAGGUCAAAAUUAUUAUAAAUUUGUCACAAGAUACUGACAUCUUGUAUGAAUUGAUAAAACCAAAUGUUAUUUGUUCAGCAUUAAAAUGUUUGGCA